Synchiropus splendidus (mandarinfish) is the source of this 783-nucleotide messenger RNA. RefSeq lists its product as uncharacterized. The transcript is spliced from 3 exons. Bases 224 to 700 code for a protein of 158 amino acids. NCBI's taxonomy places the organism in Eukaryota, Metazoa, Chordata, Actinopteri, Syngnathiformes, Callionymidae. The record is from RefSeq and is a predicted model, not a curated record.
GCAGAGACACUCGCUGCUGCUUCUCCCGUUGUUAAAGAGAUCAGCCAGACGUGUGGCGUCAUCUAAUCCUGUUUUCAUGUCUGGGCAGGUCAUAGGUCAAAUCCCCAUAAGAGCCGACACCGAGGAAGGCACGAGUCAUCUCCGACCUGGCGAUGGAUCUGUAGCACCUGCCUGAGAGCUCCAUUGCUUGGGUUGCAUUUACUGUAGAAGCGAAUUUGGGAAUAUGGAUUCCAUCCUGUCACUGAGCGCUCCGCUGAAGCACUUCACUUACGGCUGCGUGUCUUCCAAAAGUUCCUCGGCCAAAAACGCUGCCAAAUCUCGAGCGUCCGUCCGCAGGAGCAGCUUCACGCGACGGAGGAGCAUCAGCAGAAGACGAAGUCUCCCGUGCAGCAGCCAGAAGGUUCCAGACUCAUGGCUGCGAGCCUACCAGGCCGAGCUGAAGAGGGAGAGGAAGCGGCAGCAAGCGAUAAUAGCCAAGAAGAACGCGGAGAGGUCAGUGAGGAGGUCGCACUUCCGGAGACAACACUGUCUCCCCAGGAGCACCAGCGCCGCUGCCAAGAAGCCAGCAGCCGCCGCCAAGGACGAGUCCUUCUUUGGGGCCUUCCAGGGCCUCAGCCUUGAUGGGAUGAUGCAAGGCGCCAACGCAUCAGCUGCUGUUGCUGCACCCAGCGCUGGAGGCGACCCAUGCAAAGUCAUGUGAAUACGUUCAGACUCUUUUUCCAGAGAGCUGCCUGCCAAAGAGACUCCACUUGAAAACUUGGAAUUAAACUGCUCUUGCUUUAA